CACAAAUGGAGUAGAGAAGUGAUUAUCUGCUUACGCAACUUCUUCAAUCACCCACCAUUUCGUUUUCGUCGUGAGCUUCUGUCUCGUUCAUCUACACAAUCUGACUCGGUUGAGAAGAAAUGGCAGGACACAAGGUUGCGCAUGCCACAUUGAAAGGCCCGAGUGUUGUCAAGGAAUUGAUUAUUGGUUUGACGCUUGGUUUAGCUGCUGGUGGUCUCUGGAAGAUGCACCAUUGGAAUGAGCAGAGGAAAACUAGAACUUUCUAUGAUUUGCUUGAGAGAGGUGAGAUCGGUGUUGUCGCCUCUGAAGAGUGAAUGGGAAUGCCUCUCUCUCACUCUCAAUGUUGUUGGCUCGAUUUUUCUGUUUUUAUGGUUUCUUGAGAUCUCAGAUAAGUUACCUAAGAAAGUUGGUUGCUUGAGAAAUAAACAACCACUCAGACAUCAAAAUUGGAUAUUUGUUAACACAUUGUUUUCCGGAGAUACAGUGGUUGAAACUUGAGACAUCUGUCUUGACUUUUCCUUAAACAGUGUGUGAUCAUUUUAUUAUACUUACCAGCUUAUUUUUUCUCAUCUUUUUUGGAUAAAAUACGCAACAGGCACUUGUAUCUUAGAAAACGGCUUGGAUGGCUGCAAAUUUUCAACAUCGU
Arabidopsis thaliana (thale cress) is the source of this 646-nucleotide messenger RNA. Its product is annotated as cytochrome C oxidase subunit. The record is from RefSeq and is marked reviewed. The transcript is spliced from 2 exons. Gene Ontology annotation, cellular component: mitochondrial inner membrane. Lineage: Eukaryota; Viridiplantae; Streptophyta; Magnoliopsida; Brassicales; Brassicaceae. The coding region runs from base 238 to 498 and encodes 86 amino acids.